Molecule: messenger RNA, 3187 nt
Organism: Galleria mellonella (greater wax moth)
Lineage: Eukaryota; Metazoa; Arthropoda; Insecta; Lepidoptera; Pyralidae
Exons: 2
Coding region: 1058-2929 (623 amino acids)
Molecular function (GO): DNA binding; protein dimerization activity
Source: RefSeq, a predicted model, not a curated record
GGUAAAUCAUCUGGACACUGGGUCUCACUAUCGCCAAAUAUAUUUGGAGAUCGGCUUCGGCUACGGCUUGGCAGACAUUUUUUUCUUUCUACAAUUUUAAAUUAAAUUUAUUAGAAUAAAUGCUUCGAACACACGCGAUCUAAGUACCUUUUGUGUUUAUUAUACCUUACCUACCUAGGUAUAAAAAGAGUACUUACGUAGAUUUUCUUUUAUUAACUGUUUUAUACGAAGAUCUUGAUCUCUCAAAUUAGCAUCCAUUUUACUUCCAGUGAUUAUCAACUAAAUUAAUAAUCCACAAAGUAUUAAAUAACGUUUUUAUGAAAUAUUUAGCACAAAAACAAUACCCUUUAAAUAUCGAUCGUCAGUAACUGUGGCUGACUUACCUAUAUUCUAGCAAGCAGGACUGCCAGAUGUGAAGGGGAAAUCCCCAAUAAAUUGUUGCAUGUGACUGAUGAUGUGAGCAUGUUCGUUUCAUAAUAAAAAUGUUGCCAGGUAACCAAAAAGUCGUAUGUUUUUGUGCGAAUUACGAUCAUAAUCUUUACGAUCGUACAUUAAAAAAUAGACAAAUAAUAGUAUGAGUACGAUUUAAAUCGUAUAUCUGUCAACCCUGCUAGCAAGACAGCGACAAAAUCACGUUGCAUAACAAUGUAGCCCAAGCUUAUAUCUUAUGAAAUAUACGGAAGAGAUACGGACUUAGAAAAAACAGAAAUGUUGUUCUUUGUGGAAGUCAUUGAUGAAAUUCUAUGUAUUUUAGCCCGCAAACUUUCUUCAAACAAAAACAGCGCCAUCUAGUAUCGAGUUCUGUAAUUAUCUCUUUGUUUAUGGAUUUGAAGUAAGACCGCCACGCAUGCAAUACAUUAUGACUGGGGAUUCCCCUAUUCGUCGACGCUGAAUAUGAGGCGACGACAAUCACUGUCAAACGUGUUCACUAUUACUCUGACUCUGGUAACGUGACUUCCUGGUAACGUGUUAGGUAGGAAAAGCAGUAAAAAAGUGCAUAUUAAGGGAGCAGAUUUGAAAUAAUAUUUAUACUUAACAAGAAAUAAUUAAAGGUUCAAUGGGGAGACCUAAAGAUUUACGCAUAUGGGAGCACUACCGUACUUUACCAAACAAGUCUGUUUCUUGCAAGCUUUGUAAUAAGGUCUACAAAUUCAGUAAUGCUGCCAAAAUGCUUCAACAUCUUAUCACUUGUCCAAAAUCUCCAGAAACAUUAAAAGACUCUAUGAAACUUAUAAAAGAUAGCUCGUCCAAAACCAAAAUGUCUGGACUGUCAGAGAUAGAGACAAAUGAUUCUUUUAUAAGCCCCUCGUCGUCUGCUAACACUACAAUAAAUGCUGAGUUUCAAGACACCGAUGAUCAUAUAAAAACAGAAUUAGCGAGAGCUAUAUUUGUAACAGGGACGCCAUUAUCGAUGGUGCAACAUCCUUUAUGGAUACAAUUUUUCGAAAAAUUGCAACCAAAAUUUAAAAUACCUUCACGUAAAGCUUUAGCGACAAAAUACUUAGAUAAAAUAUAUAGAGAAAUGCGUUUUGAGUUAAAUGAGGAACUAAAUGCUUGUAGUUACUUACACCUUCAGUGCGAUGGCUGGUCUAAUUUAAGAAAUGAAGGAAUAAUAAACUUUCUUAUAUCAAAACCUCAACCUGCAUACGUUAAAAGUUUGAAUACAGAAAGUAAUCCUCACACUAGUGAAUACCUUAGCCAAGAAGUUGAAAAAGUAAUGAAAGUGUAUGGAGCAAAUAAGUUUCUUGUACUUAUUGGCGAUAACGCUAGAAAUAUACAAAAGGCAUUCGAAUUAACAAAACUCAAAUAUCCACAUGUUGUUCCUCUCGGUUGCUGUGCACAUAUCCUUAACUUGUUGUGCCAAGAUAUUGUAAAGAUACAAGAAGUAACUGUGUUUAUUAUGCAAGCCAUAAAUAUAAUAAAAACUGUUAAAAGGAGUCAACGAUUAAGUUCCUUGUUGAUAAAAUCAAGGCAGGGUGAAGAUUCUACACAAACACUAAAAUUGCCUUGUGCUACAAGAUGGGGAAGUCAUGUUACUUCGUUAAAAAGUUUGAAAGCAAAUAAGAUAGCUUUGCAAAUAUUAACAGUUAGAGAAGAUGUGGUAAUUUCAAGAGAUAUUAAAGAUUUAAUUCUAAGUGAUGAUUUCUGGACGAAGACAGGGGAAUGUAUAAGUAUUUUGGAACCAGUCACUGAAAGCAUAUUUUACUUAGAGAGCGACCAGAAUCGUUUGCAUCGCACAUACAUUACAUUUAGAGAUGUACAAGCUAAGAUACGUUUUGCAUUAAAUGAGAUUUCGACAUUGAGCGAAGAAAGCAAACAGCAGAUUCUAACAUCAGUAUCUUCAAGAUGCAAUAUGGCAAUGAGGCCAAUACAUUUUGCAGCAUAUAUUCUAGACCCCAGGACUCUAGGAGUCGAACUUACUCAAGAGGAAGAACUUAAGGGUAUGGAGUUUAUCUACAAUUUAAGCCAACACUUAAGUUUGUCAAAUGUAAUGGCAGAUUUGGCGUGUUAUAAAGCUAAAGAAAACUUUUGGGCCAGAGGAUUUGUAUGGAGCUCAUUAGAUAGCAUUGAGCCCCUAAUAUGGUGGAAAGGUAUUUGUGGUUCCACUGAGUUAAGCAAAGUAGCGAUUCGUAUUCUAUCAGCUCCCUGUACUUCGGCAGCCACUGAGCGUUCCUUUAGUAUCCAAGGCUACAUACAUAAUAACAAAAGAAAUCGACUUACAACUGAAAGAACUGAAAAAAUUUCAUUCAUUUGUUAUAACUGGAAUCUUAAACAUAAAGCUGAAUGCGAGGACAUUCAGUUUAAUGAAGAAAAUACCUUAGAAGCUUUCAUUGAGCAAGUAAAUGAACAUAACAGUUUAGACGAAAUAGAGCCUAUCGAACCUAUACAAUUCAUCGCUUGUAAUAACUCUGAAUCUGACAGUGAUUGACUGUAGUUUUACAUUUUACUUUCAUCUCUUUCUUAAUAAACUCAAAAUCAAAUUAAAAGUUUUUUAUUCUGUAGGCUGCAUAAUAAUAUUGUCUAUGUCCAGUAUAGUGGACGUCUUGCGGCUGAGAUGACGAUGAUGAAGUACAAAAUCAUAAACACCCAAAAAUUUGGGUGUUUAUGGGGUUUAAACCCAAUAAACCCAAAACACCCGGUUUUUACCCACCAGACUUUAAACCCACCCAGGUGGAUUGCCCAUCUC